UAUCUUAAAAAUAAAAUUCUCGAUUCGACUCCGUUCAUAACAUUCAAUUUUAAUAUAACGAAGAAAAUAACAUUCCAGUGGCUUUAAAAUCUCGUAGUUAGUGCGUGUUCAGUGCAUCGAAUUAUAUAAUAAAAGAAACAUAUUAUACAAUACAUUGAGAGAGAGAAUAGUAGAAUUGUAGCGAGACACAUAGAAUAUAUAUAUAAAUCCCCAUGAGCUACGAAAACCACUUCGAAUUCGAGCAUUAUUGUUGAGCUUAUUGCUUAUUGUGGCAUAAACACUAGUUUAGUUCACGUGCGCACAAAAAUUGUUGUAAAGUUUUUGUGCGGAAAUUUAUUUAAUCGAACAAAAUACGCUGAGUACGACAAAAAAAGCUUUAAUUGUAUGCAUUUUGUCUAAAUUUAAUUGUAGCAUAUUGAUAAAAAUACCACUUAUUACGUAGUUAUAUCAUUAACAUUGAAUGGACACCAAGUUCACACGGAUUAUUUGUGAAAUUUCGAGUGAGUACGAAUAUUACAAGAUCGUGUAAAAUAAAAUGUCACGUAUCGCCACCUAUUAUUGCAUAAUUUUAUCUGCAUAUGAAUGAGACAGCUUCAUUUUAAUUGUGUAUGGAAUAAUAAUGUGUGCUUAAAGAGAUUUUGAUGUGCAUCCAAAUAAAUAAUACAUCGCAGCGUGUAACAAACAUAAAUUUCAUCAAAAUUACACGAUACAACACAAUCAUCAAAUAUAUCACGAACAAGAGAGACACACACUUUUUUUCGACAAUGAAUGGAUGAUGUGAAUGUGGCAGAUAUCUUUGUGAAUCGCGCUUGACACCGUGCAAAUGUAAUCCAAACAUCAACUAGCGAGAAUACUUAUCACAUUAUCAUCUGUUAUUUUAAGCACACAUCAAAAUUCUUUCCCAACGAUAUAAACACACACACACAUUGCGAAAUGUGACGGCGAGACUGAAAGAGUCAACAACGAAACAACGAACGAAUGGUGUGCAAGUUGAAUUGUAUGAGACCCGCCGCUUUUGUUUUGUGAAACGAAAACGCUACGUGCAUAAUAGAGUAAAAGAGUUCAAGUGACUUUAAUAACUUUCAACAGCACAAAGAACAUUCGAUAAACACAUUCAGUGGUGGUUGUAGGUUUCUGUUUUUUUGCAUACUUUUCCCCCCAGGCCGUGUACAAGAGAAAGUGAAUGAAUGAACAAGAAAGACACUCUGAAAAAUACGUCGUCGUGUAUAUAUCGUGAAAUGACAAAUGUCAAUGAUACUUUAUAUAAAUUGGCUUUCAAAAGACCAUAAAUUACGAACAAAAUCGCUUGUGUAAUUUUUCUCUCUCUCUAAAUGAACUAAAAACGUCAAAAUUUAGUAAAAAAAAAAAGUCGGAAAAACGCUGGCUUUGCGCUUGAUUUAUAUGACACGGAAUUGAUUUUCUUGGGUACAAAAUUAAAUAACUAUGUGAAAAAUGCUUAUUUUCCAAGUGAAAUAAUUGUUUGAGUGAGUGUGAAAACGGUCUGACUUUUCAAAAGUGACUUUAAGAGAGACACUUUUCAAAUGAAUUUAUUCGAUGAUAUGUCGGUACAAUCGUUAGUUGAAUUUAAAGGUGUAGAUCAUGCUCGCAGAGCAAAAUCAUACGACGACCAUUACAAUACAAGCUGUCGAAAAUGGUACGAAUUCUCAAAACAAACAGAGGUCGCCGGCCAAAAAAUCCAACGAACAUCGUUAUCAUCGUUCCAACUAUCCGGCAAGCAACACCAGCACCACCAGCAACAGCAGCAGUAACAAUAAUACGAGUUCAAAUACCUCAUAUUCAAGCACUCCGACCACAACCGUAGUUUCGAGUGAUACAGAAACCGAACCGAAAAUUGGCCAAACAUCUUGGGUGUCAUUUCAGGAUAAUUUGAAUGAUAAUUACUUGGAGCGCGGUCGUCGAAUUCAUGGUCUACAAUUACCAUUGCAUCCACUGCAAAUAAGCGGUUGGGUUGCUCUAUUCGGUUUUGGUGUAUCAACAUUUUGUGUUCUUAUUCCCGCAUUGCAUCCGGAUUUACAAGGUCCACUGUUUAUAAUCGUAUCCAGUUUGUAUGUAAUUCAUGGCUGUUCACAUGUUGCAGCACUUUUAAUCGAUCCAUCUGAUUCGGAACUACGCAAACAAAGCUCAAAUCGUAUUGUACCUGAAUUCGAUCGUACAAAACAUGCACACGUCAUUGAAAAUGGACGAUGCCAUUUGUGCAAUAUAAAAACAACGAACUCUCGUACCAAACAUUGUAGCGUUUGUAACAAAUGUGUAGCCCAGUUCGACCAUCAUUGUAAAUGGUUGAACCAUUGCGUAGGAGGAAGAAAUUAUGUUGCAUUCCUUAUGUGCGUGGUGAGUGCCGUAAUUGCGGCCAUGGUCAUUUUGGCCGCUGUUGUUGCCGAACUUGUUCUCUACUACAUGAAAUCCGAAUGGUUGACCCUUUGGUCGGCCGCCUCAACAGCGAACUUAACAAAUACAACCGAUGAUGUCAACAAAAUCGAUUCAAUUUCAUCGGCCGUUUUUAACGAAACAUUUUUUGCUGCAAUAAAUGAUACAACCAUUUCACCCGACACUGUAUUUAAUGUUACCGAUACGUUAUUCAAUGGUGUGGCUAAUGAAAAAGCAACAAAUGUUACGACUGGUAUUAGCCUAAACGACACCAUUUUCUUGACAUUUAUUUCAAUUAUUGGUAUUUUAGCGGCGAUUACCGUUGGACUAUUACUUCAUUUGUGCUUUUUUCAUGUGUACAUUUCAUUUUUGGGCCUAACCACAUAUGAAUACAUACGAAAUCAACGACAACAUGAAUCACAAAAACAAUCCAAGAGAACAAUACCAACCACCACCAAUAACACGUCUGGUAAUAAUAAAACAACACUGAAUGCCUUGAAAAAGUCAUCAACGGCCAAUAAAAUCUAUUUUUGUUCACACAUCGAUCCGAAAAAUCUAGUUGAAAAUCAUAAUACAACGGUAAAACAUCGACCAAAAUCGAUUUAUUGCUGUGAUACAUCGAUGCAAUAUGAUAAUUCAACGCAUGCAGCUUUCUAUUUUUGUUCAGUAUUGCAUGACCGGCCAUCGCAAAUUCUCGUACCGUCAACAAUACAUGAGCUAUCAGUGAAUAGUGGCCGUUCAAGCCAUUCGAAAACCUUCCAUUGUUGUUCUGAGUACAAACAAAUUGUUCGAUUGUCCAAUUCCAAUGAUGGUGAUGGUGGUCCGUCUAGUCAAGGUGGCUAUAGUAGUAGUGGCGAUGAAAUCACGCACAACCAUGAAACAAUAACCGAAACAUCAUCGUCAUCAAUUGCAACGACAGAUGAAUAUGUAAAAUUUAUGGAACAAUGCACAUUUUGUAGUUUCAAAUUAAAAACAAAAACGAAAAAAUCAAAAGUGGCAGCGAUCGAAACGAAUCCACCACAAUCAAUAAAUAAUCAACGUACCGAAAUCGAUUUAAAACCGAUGCGAAAACAAAAAUGGAAUUGUUGCUCGAAUGUGCCCGAAAGUCCGGACUCCGACAUAUCGGUUGGCGAGCAAAUUGAUACAAUUUCAGCAUCAAUCGAUCCAAAAGCCAAUUAUAAUCACAUAAAUCAUCGUUUACGUGGUUCGUACGAUGAGCAUAAAUUAUAUGCAAAAAACGGUGCCAAACCAAUGAAUCAAAUAACAACAACAAAAUUAACAACGAACGGAUCGAUGAUGGCAAAGCCAAUCAAAGAAAGUCGAAAGAAUCGGUCGUCGCUAUCAACAAGCUUAAAAGGUGGUGGCAAUCAUCGAACGCGUGCAACAACACAAACAUGGCCGAUUCGGUUACGGCAUAUGCUACGAAUGUUUGGUCGAUGUCAACAACCGCAUUAUCCAAACGAUUCUCAUGUAAAUAACGGUAAUAACUCACGACACCGACCACCAUCUCCUUCACCACGACGAAAUAUUAAACAAAAUCAAGUUCGACCGAUGAAUAUGCUUGAACAACAAUGCGAAGAAUUGCAACAGCAACGUCGACAACAACAACAACAAUGCCAACAUCAACUGCAUAAUAUGCCAAAUCAUUUGCAUAAAACCGCAUUGACGGCAGGACGAGACAAUAAUUUGGAAACGAAUAAUUCACCAAAUGAAAUGAAAAUGAUUACAACACCAGCACCACCACCGCCCAUUCGACGGAAAAUUUGUAGUGCAUCGGCCGAUAUGCAAGAAUUGGCCGAAUCACUGUCCUUUGUACAAAAUCCGUCGACCCAUCAUCACCAUCACUAUCCGUCCAGAGUGAACAAACAAAAGGAACAAAUACAAAAAGCACAACAACGUCCAAUACUUGCAAUCAGCCGAAAACGGCGUAAAAAUAUUUUCCGUAGCCCAAAUUUGUCACCCAUCCAUGAGUCUGGCUACUCGAAUCCAACAUCACCAAAACCAUGCCGUCACGGAUCAACACAGGAAAGUGAAUCGAGUGCAUCGACACCGAAAAUUUCCCACCAAUACCGAUAAUAUUACAAUUUAACGAACAAAAGAAAAACAAAAUGCAAAGCAAAAAAACUAAACUACGUAAUACAAUUCCAUUCCAAAAAAAAACUUAUGCAAUGACGAAGACGACAACGAUUCAAAUGCCAAACAAGAGAAGAAAACAUUUAGUAAAUAUUGCAUAAAUUUUAAAUUAAACGAACUCCAUUCAAAUUUCUAUUUCAGGCUGCUAAAAAUAUGUUACAACACAUACAUAUAGUAUAGAUAGACUCAAUUCUUUUUUGCGAUGUACAUUUUUGGGUUACAAACACUUUUACUAAUUAACGUAUUUGAAAUCUACCAAAGAACAAAAAUAAAGAGAAAAAAAAACACUCGGUUAAUUGAAAACGAAACUAAACUAACUGUAUUUUGCGAAUUAAAUAAGGGCAUUUUUUGUGUUAUAAAUAUAAAUGUAAAGCCAAAUGCAGAUAGAUGUGCCGUGCCGAGAAUAGUUGAAUAAAAAUAUUCAAAAUGCAAGUGUUGUAAGCAUUUACUAUAGCUAAAUCGGGAGGCAGACAAUUAAAUUACACUUAGUAUAAUUCAAAUGAAAAUGAUUUAAUUGAGAAACAAAGAGCACAAAAGUCAUUGUGGUGUAGCAAAGUAUAAAAAUAGACAUUAAAGACAUUGAUUUACUGAAUAAAAACUAGCAUUUUUUUUAAAUUGUGUCGGCGGAUGGGCGAAAAAACCUACAAAUUGAUCUUACUUUAUUGUUUGAAAUGGUGUAUAAACGGCAAUUGUUUUGAUCACGAAGGAUAUGACGUUUAAUGCGAUGAUAGUGUUGGCCUUAAUUGCAUUAUCUUGAAUUACACAUCAUUUGCGUGAACAAUUUACCCCAUGGUUUGAAUCUUGUGGCGCAAUAUACGAUGUCUAUCUCAAGCGUACAGAAUGCAUCGUACAAAGGUGGUCUUUCAUGUGAACGCAAUGAAUUUCCAAUUAUGCGAGCCACCACGUAAAUGAUAUUUCGUGAGCUUUUGCCACCACGUUCACGGUGAAAAUAUAUGAUGUCACACGACGAUCCAUUUGAAAAAAAUGGUCGUAGUCAACAUGCACGGAAUCACAAGCAAUCAAGUGCAAAAUUUAAAAAGCAUUCCAUCCAACAUCACUCUUUAAGCCCUUUAUUAAAAUAUGAGGCACGUAUACUUGCCAUUUGCACGAUAUAACGCGUGUGUGUGUGCAUUCGCGAAUCAUAUGAGGACUAUUUACAGUUUAAGAGAGUCUUUACUCUUUUUUUAUAUCACCCAAAUGCGAAUACACAGCUAUUAUGUGUGUGCACACUGAACUACAGAUUCAUUAACAUUAACCUUUGUGUUUGUAUUCUAUUAUUAAAAAGGGCAUACUAUUGAUUCCAUGAUAAGUUUUUCUUUUAUAUUUUAUUCAGUCUUGCAUGUGUUUUCAUUUUGGCUUAUUUUGUUUGCACAUGCAAUCGCGUUGUUCAUGCUUCAAUUUUCCGUCGUUAUUUUGUAUGGGAAAGCCACCAUCAGGCCAUUUUCAGUUUGGAUUUUCAUUUCAUUAAAUUCUCUGCGCUCAUACUUUUACUGUCAUUCUCUCUUCUAAUUACCAUAAUUAAAUCCUAUUUAGAAUAUCAAAUAUUCAUCAGCAUGAAAUGAAAACGUGCGAGCUUAUACUCACUUUGGUUGUCUGUCUCUCUCUCUCCCUUGAGGCACAUCAACACAGAUUAAAACAUGCGACCAAUAUUAUUAUUUUACCAAAUAAAGAUAUUUCGAGGCUAUUUUGGUCAGUGAUGGUUUUUUCCUAUCUGAAUAGCGCUAGCUAUUCGCAGCGUUUUAAUUUUUGGUGGACAGUUAUCCAGAAUUAUGUUCGCUUUCUCUCAGUUUUUUUCAAAUAUUAAUUUAUCACAACGGAUUUAUGAACGUAAAUCACCUUGAACACACUCACACACCGUUUGGCCAUAUCCGUUUUCGCGAUGUAACAUCCAUCAUGGCAAAUUUCGUGCAAUCUAUUACCAUUCAAAAGCAUUGCAAACGAGAAUGAAAAUUAAUUUUCAUAUUUUUGUACAAUUUUGAAUAAAUUAGUUCGCAGUUAAAGUGAAAUGCAACGACCGCAAAUGAGUUUUCGUGGAAAAUUGCAGUUUUAUUUUCGACGAAUUUACGUUGCCAAACUAAUUAGGAUUUGGGCCGGUGAUUUAUAACAGACUGUCCAAUAGGUAACAUUUCUGUUGCUAAUUGAAUGGCAUGAAUAAAGUCGGCAAAGUUCUCCAAACGAAUUGAAUAUACUCGUUUAAUUCUAUUUGCACUUAAUUGAAUUUCUCGUGUGCAAAAUCAACAUUCAUAUAAUGGCCUUACACGAGAAACAAUUACUUCAUUACUUGCGAGAGUUUUUUUUUGUUUGUUUCUUUUUCAACCCAAAACCCAUAAGUUCCGCCAAUUUAUCCCGUCUUCUAUACGCGCAACAGCUUCAAUUGUACGACUUUAUAAUCUAUUUAAUAAUUUCCAUACUUGAUGAUAAGCUCGGUUCCGUAUUGUUGACUGCACUCUUUUUUCUGUUUUUCUUCUUUAUCAUCGUUUUCAUUUGCCAAUUUCUCUCAUUCACUUCCAGAUACAAUGAAUGUAUCAGAUGAACAUAUAAACUUGCAAACAAUUAUAAUUUCGCUUUAGUAAACGCCACAUUCCACACAUCAAUUACUUUCGGCACAUAUGCAUGAAUUUGUUCGUUGCGCUUUGGCUACGUUUGCGACUGAACAUUGAGAGUAUUCGUAAACAUUUCUCUUUAUUCAAAUUGUUUAGCGCGAGAACCUAAUUUCAUACAUAUCAUUCAUGGAUCUACUUAAUUUAUACUGACUUUGUUCACAAUAAAAUACAAGCAUAUGCGUUUGCGUCGCAAAUAGAGAGAAACUCUAUUUAUUCAAUUUUUUUUUGUAUUCAUUUAUGGACCAACAUGUGUAAUAUUCGACGCCGCACCAAAUAGAAUGUAUUGAAUUCACACAGUCGAAUGAGUCAGAAAUUGCCCCAUAACGCCUAAUUGAAAUGCAUUUGAGACGAUUAAACGAUCGCAUGAUUUUCAAUCAAAUGUUUUACAUCGAAUAUUUUUAUAAGACGCGUUAGUGCUCAAACAAUCACUUUAACGAUGCAUAAAAUGAAAAAAAAAACGUCUAACUAGAUUGCAUUGAUUUAAAAGAAAAAAACAAAGUCAAAAUGAUAUACGAUUACAAGGCAUCUGAUGCUCAUUGAAAUUAAAUAUACGCAAAUUAUGGGCAUGAAUACGAAUGAUUUUGCAAUGGAACGAGGACAAUUUGUACAUU
Contarinia nasturtii (swede midge) is the source of this 7735-nucleotide messenger RNA. RefSeq lists its product as uncharacterized. Gene Ontology annotation, biological process: protein targeting to membrane; peptidyl-L-cysteine S-palmitoylation. NCBI's taxonomy places the organism in Eukaryota, Metazoa, Arthropoda, Insecta, Diptera, Cecidomyiidae. The coding region runs from base 1600 to 4464 and encodes 954 amino acids. The transcript has 2 exons. Gene Ontology annotation, cellular component: Golgi apparatus; endoplasmic reticulum. Gene Ontology annotation, molecular function: protein-cysteine S-palmitoyltransferase activity. The record is from RefSeq and is a predicted model, not a curated record.